This is a messenger RNA of Gracilinanus agilis (Agile Gracile Mouse Opossum), 1915 nucleotides long. It is a transcript of the gene PALS2, whose product is annotated as protein associated with LIN7 2, MAGUK p55 family member. NCBI's taxonomy places the organism in Eukaryota, Metazoa, Chordata, Mammalia, Didelphimorphia, Didelphidae. The transcript is spliced from 12 exons. Gene Ontology annotation, molecular function: protein binding. Bases 137 to 1831 code for a protein of 564 amino acids. Gene Ontology annotation, cellular component: plasma membrane; cell-cell junction. The record is from RefSeq and is a predicted model, not a curated record.
GGUGCUUAAUGACCCACUCUAGACUCUGGCCAUUUGUGAGUCCCGUCAGCGGCCCUGGGCUCCUCUGGCCUCCCGCUGACCCACCCCACCCCCGUCCUCAUCUCCUCCCUUUCCUUCCGCAGCGCAGGCAGCCAAGAUGGAGCAGGUACUGGACAACCUCGCCGAGCUGCCCCGGGCGGCAGGGGCCGGAGAGAUAGACCUCAUCUUCCUCAAGGGCAUCAUGGAGAACCCCAUCGUGAAGUCCCUCGCCAAGGUACUGCCUCAGGCCUGGUUUAUUUGUGAGGAAUAUUCCUAUCCCCUUACUGUAAGUCUAUCUUUGUUUCAGGCUCAUGAGAGGCUUGAGGAUUCUAAACUGGAAGCUGUCAGUGAUAAUAACUUGGAACUAGUGAAUGAAAUUCUUGAAGACAUCAGUCCGCUAAUAAACGUAGACGCAAACGUGGCAGAGCUGGUCAGGAUUCUUAAGGAGCCCCACUUCCAGUCCCUGCUGGAGGCCCACGACAUCGUGGCCUCCAAGUGCUACGACUCGCCUCCCUCCAGCCCAGAGGCCAACCACGCCUCCAUGAAUAACCAGCUGCUGCCAGUCGACGCCAUUCGCAUCCUGGGGAUCCACAAGAAAGCCGGGGAGCCCCUGGGGGUGACGUUCAGGGUGGAGAACAACGACCUGGUGAUUGCGCGGAUCCUCCACGGCGGCAUGAUCGACCGCCAGGGGCUCCUGCACGUGGGGGACGUCAUCAAGGAGGUGAACGGGCACGAGGUGGGCAGCAACCCCAAGGAGCUGCAGGAGCUGCUCAGGAGCAUCAGCGGCAGCGUCACCCUGAAGAUCCUGCCCAGCUACCGGGACGCCGUCACCCCCCAGCAGGUGUUUGUAAAGUGCCAUUUCGAUUACGACCCCUACAAUGACAACCUGAUUCCCUGCAAAGAGGCCGGACUGAAGUUUUCAAAAGGAGAAAUUCUUCAGAUUGUCAACCGCGAAGAUCCAAACUGGUGGCAGGCGAACCACGUCAAAGAGGGAGGCAGCGCCGGCCUCAUCCCCAGCCAGUUCUUGGAAGAGAAGAGGAAGGCAUUUGUGAGAAGAGACUGGGACAGCCCAGGGCCUUUUUGUGGAACCAUAAGCAGCAAGAAAAAGAAGAAGAUGAUGUAUCUCACGACCCGAAAUGCAGAGUUUGACCGCCACGAGAUCCAGAUCUACGAGGAGGUCGCCAAGAUGCCUCCCUUCCAGAGAAAGACGCUGGUGCUGAUCGGGGCGCAGGGGGUGGGCCGGAGAAGCCUCAAGAACAGGUUCAUCGUGCUGAACCCCACGCGGUUUGGGACCACCGUGCCGUUUACGUCCCGGAAGCCGAGGGAAGACGAGAAGGACGGGCAGGCGUACAAGUUCGUGUCUCGCGCCGAGAUGGAGGCCGACAUCAAGGCCGGGAAGUACCUGGAACACGGCGAGUACGAGGGGAACCUCUACGGCACCAGGAUCGACUCCAUCCUGGAGGUGGCGCAGACCGGCCGGACGUGCAUCCUGGACGUGAACCCGCAGGCCCUGAAGGUCCUCCGGACGUCCGAGUUCAUGCCCUACGUGGUGUUCAUCGCCGCCCCCGAGCUGGAGACGCUGCGGGCCAUGCACAAGGCCGUGGUGGACGCCGGGAUCACCACCAAGCUGCUGACCGACACGAACCUGAAGAAGACGGUGGACGAGAGCGCCCGCAUCCAGAGAGCCUACAACCACUACUUCGACCUGAUCAUCGUCAACGACAACCUGGACAAGGCCUUCGAGAAGCUGCAGGCCGCCAUCGAGAGACUGCGGGCCGAGCCGCAGUGGGUGCCUAUCAGCUGGGUGUACUGACGGGCCGGGGAGCCGACGCUCGGCCAAUAAAAUCCGGCCUCGGAGAUGCGCGCCGAGCUGGCCACCCGCCAGGCCGCUGCCGCA